Neurospora tetrasperma FGSC 2508 is the source of this 968-nucleotide messenger RNA. RefSeq lists its product as uncharacterized. Lineage: Eukaryota; Fungi; Ascomycota; Sordariomycetes; Sordariales; Sordariaceae. The transcript is spliced from 2 exons. Gene Ontology annotation, molecular function: nucleic acid binding. The record is from RefSeq and is a predicted model, not a curated record. The coding region runs from base 1 to 729 and encodes 242 amino acids.
AUGGGUUCCUCAGACAGGCGAGCCGUCAAGGUUACAGACAACGAUGAUGCAGAAGACGUCCCCCUCCACCACCUUCGCCCCUUCGGCACCGGGUUAUACAAACAACAGAUAAAAUUCGUCCCCGCCUCCGAUGGCGAUCUAGACUCGACCAGUUCGACAACGACCAAGUCCAGCAAGCCAAAACUUGACGUAGCAGGUCUUUACCUGGACAUGGUUCUCGCCAAUAAGGACAAGAACAAAAACAACGACAAACAAAAUGAAAAUCAAUCAACACAGCCGACAAUAGUAGUACCACAACAGGAAAUCUGCCAGAUCUGUAGCCUCCCCUACGCACCAAAUCCAGAAUCCAAAGCUAUCCACGAGCAGUCCUUUGCGCACCAAUCUCGCCUUCCACACUCCCACCCUCCCUCAGCCCUCGACCGUUCACGGAUGGGGCUUAAACACCUGACAAGCCACGGCUGGGACCCAGACUCCCGCCAAGGUCUCGGGUCCGCGGCACAGGGAAUCCAGUUUCCCAUCAAGGGCAAGAAGAAAGAUGAUCACUUGGGGCUUGGGGUAGAGGUGCCUAAGAAUGGGCAGCUGCCAGUGCCAAAGAAGAAGGAAAAGUUGUUGGAUGCGAAAAAGGUUCGGAAGAUGGCCGAGGUGGAGAAGAAGAAAGCGGAAAGGAUACGAAAGGAGUUGUGGGGGAGAGGACCCGAUCUGGAGAGGUAUUUGAGGAAGGGGGGCUAAUGGGUAACGAAGUGGUUGAGGGUCUACAUGAUUUAUUGGCAAUAUGAAUGAGCGUCAUAUCACCAAGUUACUUAGCUAAUCUCGCGGUAGCCGAUGUUAGCGGCAGAUGGAGGGAGAAUCUUGGCUUUAUUCAAGGGGAUUCGUAUGUUAACCCCGAGGAGGGCGAAUAAUUUCAAGAAGAACGACGGAUCAAAAGGAUCAGCGCACAGUAAUACGCACGUUUGAUCACAUAGACUAAA